Molecule: messenger RNA, 1180 nt
Organism: Penaeus indicus
Lineage: Eukaryota; Metazoa; Arthropoda; Malacostraca; Decapoda; Penaeidae
Product: piggyBac transposable element-derived protein 4-like
Exons: 3
Coding region: 1-594 (197 amino acids)
Source: RefSeq, a predicted model, not a curated record
AUGUGCAAAUGCAGUCUCACAGGGAGUGAUUACAUGCCGGAUGAUGAAGAGCUGGAACGGGCACCGUUGAUUGAUGAACCUGAUGACCCUCCUGAAUCAAGACCAGGACCUUCACAAUUGAGCCCAGAAUUUACAGAAUCCACACCAGGUCCAAGAAGUAUUAUCACAAGAUAUUUUUUUCAUUUUCUGGAUGUCACAGUUGUGAACUGUUGGUUACUAUACCGCAGAGAUUCUAGCGACCUAGACAUUCCUGAACGAAAAGUAAUGAUGCUUCACGAAUUCAAAUUGUCACUGGCAGAAUCCCUGCUUCUUGAAGGGAAAAAUCCCAUGGCUAAGAAAAGAGGUCGUCCCUCCUCUAAUGGAGGAACUGCUGCACAGUUUGCAAAGAAAAAGAAAAGCUCCCCUGCCACUAAGCCCAUUCCUGCAGAAGGAGUCAGGAGAGAUGGCUAUCACCAUUAUCCAGUGGUGACAACAAGAGGAAGGUGCAAGAAUCCAGACUGUAAAAGUGCCCCUGUGUUCUACUGUCAGAAGUGUAAAGUACACUUGUGUAUCACCAAAGAUAAAAAUUACUUUGUUGAAUUCCACACAAAGUAAAUGAACAAGCAAAAAUGACAUUUAGUUCAUGGAUAUAUUUUACUAAAUGAAUAAAAACAUUCAAUAUUGUUUUCACAUGUGCUAAGUUUUUUUUUUUUUUUUUUUUUUUGUAUAAGCAAUUUCUUUUAUGGCAGCCAAGACAUAUUAUGCAUGGUUUAUAUACACCGUUGUCAGUUUUUGUUCGUAAAACCAAUUUACUUUUGUGUUUGAAAGCUAUGUAUGGAUUAUAUAUUCAGUUAUGUAUAUUAUUAUGCAGUACCAUAGGUGAAACUGAAUCAAUUGUAUACUACGCUGAAUUAGCUACUUGAUGUUGAAGUAUUGUUUUCCAGAAAUAAAGAGUGUUCAUGCAUGUGUCUGUAAUUAAUUCAGUAUUAGGUAACAUUAUAAAUACAAUAAUAAUAAUAUUCCGGAAGAAUGGAGGAGCUAUUUAGUACAUACACAGUAGGUAACAAAAACUUACUCGUUGUGUCACGAUGGACGACCGUGACGAAUUUGUCACGAUUGGCUGCCAUCUUUAAAACCCAGUGUUUUAUUCAAAAUUAAUGGAUUUCUUAAGAUUUUACUACUCUAAUAAAAAGGAAAAUAU